This is a messenger RNA of Rhagoletis zephyria (snowberry fruit fly), 765 nucleotides long. The record is from RefSeq and is a predicted model, not a curated record. NCBI's taxonomy places the organism in Eukaryota, Metazoa, Arthropoda, Insecta, Diptera, Tephritidae.
AUGGACAGCAGCAGCAGUGAGUCGACAACUGAAUUCCGAACGCUCGAGUUUCUCUUUGAGGCGCAGAAAGUGCUCACCACCAAAACCUUGUCCUCGUCUUCAUCCUCAUCCUCUGACCAACUGACCACCGGUCGCCAGCACAUUGCCGCCUACCUGCGCUGGCACCUGAACAGCCGUCUGGAGCAGUGCGAAGAGGCCGCCGGCAUCGGUUCUUCGCUGCUUAAAAAUAAAACCGGCUCCAAGGAGAAACGCCGGGACCUGAACGAGCUGUGCGCCAACUGCCACAGCCGCCUGGGCCACUUCAAGGUAGUUCCCAAGAAGCUGAGUUCCGCUCGGAAAAGACACCAGAAAAAGGGGCGAAACUUUGAGGCGAACCUGCUGAACGCCCGUUGCGAUCACUGCCGCUCGCGAUUUCAAUUUACCGGCCUCAAGAAGGAGCCCCGAAAUAACAUUGUCACCAUUUCGAAAAAGCGGAAGAGCAGUGUCGUCAUCAAAAGCAACAACAGCAGCAAUAGCAGCUUCGACAACAGCUCAGCUCGCCGCAGCAGCUUGCCGGCGGUAGCAAAUAGAAACGCUAGCUCAGCCUCGAGAACAUCGACGAAGCCUGCGAAUCGGAAAAGCACCGCCAAAGGUACCAGCACGCCCACCACUGCUGCAUCAAGUCACAAGGAGGCGCUGCAACGGAUGCUCAGCGACUCGAAGAAGCAGCGAAGCUUGGACAGCAAAACGCGCCUCUCUGACUUUCUCAGCAGUUGCUUCAACUGA